Messenger RNA from Cryptomeria japonica (Japanese cedar), 1195 nucleotides. RefSeq names its product desmethylxanthohumol 6'-O-methyltransferase. The coding region runs from base 24 to 1076 and encodes 350 amino acids. Gene Ontology annotation, biological process: methylation. Gene Ontology annotation, molecular function: S-adenosylmethionine-dependent methyltransferase activity; O-methyltransferase activity; protein dimerization activity. Lineage: Eukaryota; Viridiplantae; Streptophyta; Pinopsida; Cupressales; Cupressaceae. The record is from RefSeq and is a predicted model, not a curated record. The transcript is spliced from 3 exons.
UUUUCUGUAAAGUAAUUCCGGCAAUGGAUUAUUCAGGUGAGUUGGAGCAGGCCUUAGAGACCAUUUUCGCCUUUGUUCCCACCCUUGUUCUCAAAUCUGCCAUACUUCUCAAUAUUCCUGAUAUCAUAGCAAAAGCAGGCGCCAAUGCCUCCCUUUCUCUUGAUGAGAUCGCGUCAGAACUUCCCACUAAAUCUCCCAAUCUGCAUUACCUUUCUCGCAUUCUCACAUAUCUCUCUAUCAAGGGUAUUUUUUUCCAAACGCAGAUGAGCGACAACCCAUCUGAUAUUCGUUAUGGGCUCACUGAUUCUGCCAAGAGGUUUUAUGUUAGGGAGAAUAAUCCAGGUAACCUUGUGCCACUUCUCCUCAUGCAAGCACACCCCGUGUUAAUGGCAUCAUGGCACCAUCUUCAUGAAUGUGUGCUUCAAGACUGCCAUGCAUUUGAGAAGGCUCACGGAAAGGACUUGUGGGCAUAUGGGAAGGAUGACCCACUUGUUAGCAGUGUUGUCAAUGAUUCCAUGUCCACACUUACAGUUCUGGGUAUGGAGCAAAUUGUGAGCUGCUAUGACGGUUUCAAGGAUGUGAAAACUUUGGUUGAUGUGGGCGGAGGAAAAGGAACGGCCUUGGCGCACAUUGUUAAGGUUUAUCCCCACAUCCAUGGAAUUAAUUUUGAUCUUGCUCAUCUUGUUCAGACUGCCCCGUCGAUUCCAGGUAUCGAGAACGUGGGUGGCAGUAUGUUUGAUAGCAUACCUUCAGCAGAUGCCAUAUUUUUUAAGAAUGUUUUAAUAGACUGGGAUGAGGAGAAAUGCGAACAGAUACUUGGAAAUUGCCACAAGGCUUUGCCAGAAAAUGGAAGAGUCAUAGUGGCAGAAAACAUUACAACAGAGGAGGCAAGACCAAAUAAAUCUAUUGAAAUUGUUGCAGAUCUAGUUAUGAUCACCCUUGCAAAUGGAGGAAAAGAGAGGAGUGAGCAGGAAUGGAAACGGCUGCUUCAAAAGUCAGGCUUCAGCGUAAUAAAGAUUGUUGGACUACCUGGGCUAUUUUCAAAGUUGAAGAUUAUAGAAGCCAUUAAGGUUUAAAUACAAUCAUCAGAGGAAAAUGAUAUUUAGAGUGAAUAUUUAAUCAUCUUUGCCUUAUCCCAUUCAAAUUGGUGCCAAUUUAAUGAUAAUUGUGAAAGGCCACACUCAUUUUAAUUUCU